UUUGUGAAUCAUAAUUUUACUGAGAAAGUUAAAUUUGGAUAUUUCUCUCAGUUGAAACGUAUAUUUUCCCGAGUCGAGUCAGCAGUUUUCACCCAACUGCCUAACGUGCGUGCUGCGCAUUAAGUGCUUUUUAGUUAAUAAUUGAACAAUUUUACAAAAACGCCGUCAUUUACGCAAAAGACUAUAAAUAAAUUCAAUUAAAUAGAACAAGUUUUUUUUUGUGCAACAUGUACGGCAUUGAUAAUUAUCCAAAAAAUUAUCAUGCCAGUGGCAUUGGCCUUGUCAAUUUGGCCGCACUGGGCUACAGUAAGAAUGAAGUCAGCAAUAGUCGGCAAAGCCAACCCAAAUCGGGUCUCUACCCCUCGUUGCCCUAUCCGUCAUCGGAGUGCGUGGGCGGUAUGCCAUAUGUAGUGAAACAAUCGGUACAAGCACAAAAUGCAUCAUUUUCGGGCAUGGCAGGGUCAGCACCAUCACCAAGUGCGCCCUAUCCAGGUGCAGGUGCUGGUUUAUAUCCGAAUUUGCCGUCAGCACCUUUGCCCUACCCAUCAACACCGCUAGCCCCGAUGCCAAUGCCUGGCGCACCUUCUCCAUAUCCCAGUGCUAUGCCGUACCCAAGUGCCACUCCUUAUUCCAGUGCCACUCCUUAUCCCAGUGCUAUGCCGUAUCCAAGUGCUACACCGUAUCCAAGUGCCAAUGCACCUUAUCCCAGUGCUCCUGGACUUCCUUAUCCCUCAGCUGGCGGCAUGGGCAUGCCUAUGCCUUAUGUGCCUUUGCCAACGCCAACAGCGGCUGUGGCUUAUCCAUCUAUGCCUGCGCCGUCAGCUCCUGAGCCCAGUGCGCCUUCACCAGAAGAGGAACCUUCGGUCGGCAUUCAGGAGCUAACUUUCACCAGUGUCAAAGUGCCGGAGAACCAAAACAUGUUCUGGAUGGGACGCAAGGCUACUAGCACGCGCCAGAAGAGCGUGCAGGAUGCGGACUUUUCUACGCUGCGCCAAUCCUGCGUAGGCAAUGGCACGCUCUUCGAAGAUCCCGAUUUUCCAGCAACCAAUGAGUCACUUAUGUUCUCACGCCGUCCGGAUAGAUACAUAGAAUGGCUGCGUCCCAGCGAAAUUGUGGACGAUCCGCAGUUCUUUGUCGAGGGCUACUCGCGUUUCGAUGUGCAGCAGGGCGAGCUAGGCGACUGUUGGUUGCUGGCUGCAGCAGCGAAUCUAACACAAGAUGCCAAGCUGUUCUUCCGUGUUAUACCGCCAGAUCAGGAUUUCCAGGAGAACUAUGCAGGCAUAUUCCAUUUCAAGUUCUGGCAAUACGGCAAAUGGGUGGAGGUGGUUAUUGACGAUCGUCUGCCCACGGUGAAUGGCGAGCUCAUCUAUAUGCACUCCACGGAGAAGAACGAGUUCUGGAGCGCGCUGCUGGAGAAGGCCUAUGCCAAGCUGCAUGGCUCCUAUGAAGCAUUAAAGGGCGGCACCACUUGCGAGGCCAUGGAGGACUUUACUGGCGGCGUUACCGAAUGGUAUGAUAUUAAGGAGGCGCCACCAAAUCUAUUCAGCAUUAUGACCAAGGCAGCUGAGCGUGGCUCCAUGAUGGGAUGCUCGCUGGAGCCCGAUCCAAAUGUAUUGGAAGCUGAAACGCGUGAAGGUUUAAUACGUGGCCAUGCUUACUCCAUAACCAAGGUGUGCCUGAUGGAUAUAUCGACGCCUAAUCGCCAGGGCAAGAUACCUAUGAUACGCAUGCGUAAUCCUUGGGGCAAUGAUGCCGAAUGGAGUGGUCCUUGGAGCGACAGCUCACCCGAGUGGCGUUAUAUACCAGAACAUGUUAAGGAAGAUAUUGGCCUGAAUUUCGAUCGUGAUGGCGAGUUCUGGAUGUCAUUCCAAGACUUUCUCAAUCAUUUUGAUCGCGUGGAAAUCUGCAAUCUUUCACCAGAUUCGCUGACAGAUGAGCAGGAGCAGAACUCGCGUCGCAAAUGGGAAAUGUCCAUGUUUGAGGGCGAAUGGUCAUCGGGUGUAACUGCUGGCGGCUGCCGCAACUUUCUGGAGACCUUCUGGCAUAAUCCUCAGUACAUUAUAUCACUCGAAGAUCCCGAUGAGGAGGACGAUGAUGGCAAGUGCACUGUGAUUGUGGCGUUGAUGCAAAAGAAUCGUCGCAGCAAGCGCAAUGUGGGCAUCGAUUGUCUGACCAUAGGCUUUGCUAUAUACCAUCUGACCGAUCGGGAUAUGGAGGUGAAGCCGCAAGGAUUAAGCUUCUUCAAAUAUCGCGCUUCAGUAGCGCGUUCACCGCAUUUCAUUAAUACGCGUGAGGUGUGCGCACGCUUCAAGCUGCCACCUGGCCAUUAUCUCAUUGUGCCCUCCACCUUUGAUCCCAAUGAGGAGGGUGAGUUUAUUAUACGCGUCUUCUCGGAGACAAUGAACAACAUGGAGGAGAAUGACGAUGAGGUGGGCUUUGGAGAAACCGAUGAUCGCAUUGCGCCUGCAUUGCCGCCACCCACACCCAAGGAGGAGGAUGAUCCACAACGCAUUGCUCUGCGUCGUCUGUUCGAUAGCGUUGCCGGCGACGAUGAGGAGGUGGACUGGCAGGAGCUGAAGCGCAUCUUAGAUCACUCUAUGCGCGAUGUUAUGGUGGGCACUGAUGGCUUCUCCAAGGAUGCUGUGCGCUCUAUGGUCGCCAUGCUGGACAAGGAUCGCUCUGGCCGUCUGGGCUUUGAUGAGUUUGAAGCUUUGCUUACGGACAUUGCCAAGUGGCGUGCGGUCUUCAAGCUGUACGACACCAGACGUCGUGGCAGCAUUGAGGGCUUCCAUCUACGUGGCGCACUCAACUCGGCGGGCUAUCAUCUGAACAAUCGUUUGCUGAAUGCUUUGGCGCAUCGUUAUGGCUCCAGAGAGGGCACGGUGCCCUUUGAUGAUUUCCUUAUGUGUGCUAUAAAGGUCAAGACAUUUAUUGAAAUGUUCCGUGAGAAAGAUACAGAUAAUUCCGAUACGGCAUUCUUUAAUCUGGAUGAUUGGUUGGAGCGCACGAUCUACUCUUAAAUAAGUGAAAGCGCAAUCGAACAACAAAUUGAAUAUUUUUAUAUAAAACUAAGCUUAAGUGCCACAAUUACUUAAUAACUUUAUAAUGUUGUUAGAGUUCUUAUAUGACGUCAUACAUUUUAUACCUUAUCUAAACGGAAAUAUGUAUAAAAAUGCAUUAAAUUGACCUUGAAGUGCUCUUACGUUCCAUGAUUAAGCUAAACCAGAAAAUCAACAACAAUCAUAGUUUGCCGUCUGCUUUGUGUGCACAGCUAUAUAGUAUAUAUAUAUGUAUAUAUCUAUAUAUCGUUUACGUGUGCGCUGACUAAUGUAUAAUAAUUUUUCGCUAAGGGGUCGCUUUUUAUAUCGUUUAAUGCUUUUGUCAAUAGUCAAAUAUCAAAGAGGCAGACAGUACAAAUUUAAAAGUGCAUUAAAGUAAAUAAAUAAAGUAAAUAUUGUUAUUGUUUGAACAUUUUAUAUAUAUAUGUGCAAUAUUUUGCAGCUGUUAAAACUUCAUAUCAUAUGAGCUAUGUUUGCUAUAAAAUCAACUAUCAACUUUAACUAUUAUAUUUGUCUGUAUUUGAAUACUCAGCUUACAGUUU
Molecule: messenger RNA, 3601 nt
Organism: Drosophila busckii
Lineage: Eukaryota; Metazoa; Arthropoda; Insecta; Diptera; Drosophilidae
Product: calpain-B
Exons: 2
Coding region: 228-3020 (930 amino acids)
Biological process (GO): proteolysis
Cellular component (GO): cytoplasm
Molecular function (GO): calcium ion binding; calcium-dependent cysteine-type endopeptidase activity
Source: RefSeq, a predicted model, not a curated record